Pyricularia pennisetigena is the source of this 1344-nucleotide messenger RNA. RefSeq lists its product as uncharacterized. The transcript is spliced from 3 exons. Gene Ontology annotation, cellular component: mitochondrion. The record is from RefSeq and is a predicted model, not a curated record. Gene Ontology annotation, molecular function: magnesium ion binding; NAD binding; isocitrate dehydrogenase (NADP+) activity. Bases 1 to 1344 code for a protein of 447 amino acids. NCBI's taxonomy places the organism in Eukaryota, Fungi, Ascomycota, Sordariomycetes, Magnaporthales, Pyriculariaceae. Gene Ontology annotation, biological process: isocitrate metabolic process.
AUGCGUCCGGCCGCCUCCCGCGUCUUUGGUCAAUCGGCCCUCCUCACUCGUCAGUCGCUACUCCGUCCGCAGCAGUCUUACGCUGCCCAGUUCAUGCGCACAAUGGCGUCCCAGGCCAAGAUCAAGGUCAAGAACCCAGUCGUCGAGCUGGACGGCGACGAAAUGACUCGCAUCAUCUGGCAGAACAUCAAGGAUAAGUUCAUCCACCCUUACCUCGACAUUGACCUCAAGUACUACGACCUCGGGCUCGAGUACCGCGACAAGACCGAGGACAAGGUCACUCUGGACGCCGCCGAGGCCAUCAAGAAGUACUCGGUUGGUGUCAAGUGCGCCACCAUCACGCCUGAUGAGGCUCGUGUCAAGGAGUUCAACCUCAAGCAGAUGUGGCUCUCCCCCAACGGCACCAUCCGCAAUGCUCUGGGUGGCACCGUGUUCCGGGAGCCGAUCGUGAUCCCGCGCAUCCCGCGCCUGGUGCCGAGCUGGCAGAAGCCCAUCAUCAUCGGCCGCCACGCCUUUGGCGACCAGUACCGCGCCAAGGACAUGGUCGUGCCUGGCGAGGGCAAGCUAACCAUGACCUUCACCCCCAAGGGCGGCGAGCCGCAGGAGAUCCAGGUCUUUGAUUUCAAGAACGGUGGCGGUGUCGCGCAGACUCAGUACAACACCGACGAGAGCAUCACGGGCUUUGCCCACUCGAGCUUCAAGCUUGCGCUCGCCAAGGGUCUCCCUCUGUACAUGAGCACCAAGAACACCAUCCUAAAGAAGUACGACGGCCGCUUCAAGGAUAUCUUUGAGCAGCUGUACCAGUCGACGUACAAGGCCGAGUUUGAGGCCAAGGGCAUCUGGUACGAGCACCGCCUCAUCGACGACAUGGUCGCACAGAUGAUCAAGAGCACUGGCGGUUACAUCAUGGCCCUCAAGAAUUACGACGGUGACGUUCAGUCCGACAUUGUCGCCCAGGGCUUCGGCUCCCUCGGCCUGAUGACGUCUGUCCUCAUCACGCCGGACGGCAAGACGUUCGAGUCCGAGGCCGCGCACGGCACCGUGACGCGCCACUACCGCGAGCACCAAAAGGGCCGCGAAACCUCGACCAACCCCAUCGCAUCCAUCUUCGCCUGGACCCGCGGCUUGAUCCAGAGGGGCAAGCUCGAUGAGACCCCCGACGUCGUCGCCUUUGCCGAGACGCUCGAGCGCGCCUGCAUCGACACGGUCGACAUCGACGGUAUUAUGACCAAGGACCUCGCCCUCGCCUGCGGCAAGACCGCCCGCGGCGACUAUGUCACCACCAACGAGUACCUCGACGCCGUCGAGAGGAGGAUGAAGUCGAGCCUCAAGGAGAAGCUGUGA